GGAAACUUCAAACCAGGGCGGGGCGGUGGUGCUAAGCGGUGUGAAACAGGGGUGUGUGUGUCAGCUUUAAGUACCGCGCAGGACAUUCCAGGACACCCUUAAAAUUCUGAUCCACGAACGCGAAUGCGCAUUAAGACGAAAAGUUUCCAAAAGUUCUCACAGGCUGAGAGAUAGCUACUCACGACGACAUCCAGGUCUCAUCGUUGAUCCAAAGAAGAAUCCAUACAGAGAAAAAUGCCAGGUGAGCGGUUAACAGUAAGAACUACAUCAGAGAUUGGGCGAUUCCCCGGAGCAGCCCCACCCACAAGGGUGGAGCUGACCAUCCAGAAUGAGGGUGAGAAGAAGCGUGAGGAGGGGGGCUGUCUAUGGUGGCUCAGAAAGAUGUGCCCGUGCUGCUGUAAGCACCCAAACGCCACCUCAUAUGAUGUCACAGAUAAGGUGGAAUUCACCAAACUCCCAACCCCUGCCGCCAUCGUAGAUCCCCCCAAGCCGAAGCCCGAGAACGGAGAGGCAAAGGAAACAGAUGAAGGGAAGCUGUCAGUGUGUUCGGUGGACCUAUUGAGUUCCAAGGCAGGUCAGAACAGACAGGAGCAUCACACUGACCUGUAUCACGGGGAUGAGCUGAUCCUUCGCAGAGGCCAGACCUUCCAGAUAGAGGUUGAGCUCAACAGGCCCUUCAGUACUGACACUGACAAGCUGUACCUGGAGCUGAAAACAGGUUCCCUGCCCUUGGUAUCCAAAGGGACCCAUGUCAUCAUUCUGCUGGUGAAGCACCUGGAAGAUGAACGCUGGGAGGCCAAAAUUGUAGAGCAGAACGGCAAUAAGAUCAAGCUGUCCAUCAACUCUCCAGCCAACGCUGUGAUCGGCCUUUACGAGCUCACUGUGACAACUUCUUCGCUCAAAGGCGACGCCACAACUACUUACACCUCCAGCAAGAACAUCGUCAUGCUCUUCAACCCUUGGUGUGAAGAGGACAGUGUGUUCCUGGAUAACGAGGAGGAGAGGAAGGAGUAUGUGCUGAAUGACACUGGGAGGAUUUACUACGGAACGGAGAAACAAAUCGGUGCUCGCACGUGGAAUUUCGGACAGUUUCAUGAGGGAAUCCUGGAAGCAUGUCUGUUUAUCAUGGAGAAGAGUGAAAUGCCGCCAUCUGGUCGAGGGGAUCCGGUCAACGUGGUCAGGGUCAUAUCUGCCAUGAUAAAUGCUCAGGAUGACUACGGUGUUCUAGUUGGAAACUGGUCAGGUGAUUACUCUGAUGGAGUCUCACCUACGGCGUGGAGCAGCAGCGUGGAGAUCCUGAGGAAAUACCACUCGACCAAUGGAACGCCUGUGUCAUAUGGACAGUGCUGGGUCUUCUCUGGGAUCACUACAACAGUGCUGCGCUGCCUUGGCAUUCCUUCCCGCAGUGUGACCAACUUCCAGUCAGCACAUGAUACCGACGUAUCCCUUACUACAGAUGUAUACCUUAAUGAGAAUUUGGAGCCAAUUGACUAUCUCAAUAGAGACUCUGUUUGGAAUUUCCACGUAUGGAAUGACUGCUGGAUGGCCAGACCAGACUUACCUCCAGGUAAUGGAGGCUGGCAGGCCGUAGACGCCACUCCCCAGGAAACUAGCCAGGGCACCUUCCGCUGUGGCCCUGCUUCUGUGAACGCCAUCCGCUCUGGCCAUGUCUACCUUAAACAUGACACGCCGUUUGUCUUUGCUGAGGUCAACAGUGACAAAAUUUACUGGCAGAGAAACCUGGACGGCACAUUUAAACAGAUCUACAGUGAAAAGAAAGCUGUCGGCCACUGCAUCAGCACCAAAGCGGUGGGCUCUGAUAAGCGGGCAGAUAUCACAUCCUUGUACAAACAUGAAGAAGAUUCAGAAGAAGAACGCAUUGCAGUAGAGACUGCAAGUCGCUAUGGCAGCAAGCCAGAUGUCUAUUCCACACCAGUGGCAGAAGAUGUGUCAGUGGAGGUAAAGGUGGAUGGCGAGGGACCCAGGGUGGGUGCUGAUGCCCAGUUGAAAAUUCUGGUGAAGAAUCUAAGCUCACAGCCCCGCCAGGCAACAAUCCACAGCCAGGUGGCUGUCAUGUACUACACUGGAGUGCUGAAGGGCACCAUCAAGAAGGAGCAGAUGCCUGUGGAGCUUUCGCCUAAUGAAGAGAAAACCAUUGACUGGGUCCUGCCCUACCAACAAUACCAGAGCCAGCUGGUGGAUCAAGCAGCCUUCAUGCUAACCCUGUGUGGAAGAGUCACUGAAACGAAGCAAGUGCUAGCUAACCAGACAACUUUCAGGCUUCGCACACCUGACAUCACCAUCACACCUAUUGGAGACGCCGUUGUUGGUAAAGAGAUGGCUGCCAAGAUUACUUUCACCAACCCCCUGCCAUCUACACUGAAGGGAGUGGUGUUCAGAGUGGAGGGCCUGGGCCUUCAGGAGGGCCAUGAGGUGGUCGUGGGUGACGUCGGUGCCCACUCCAAAGUGACGCUAACAGAGCACUUCAUCCCCUCCCAACCUGGACCCAGGAAGCUGGUGGCGUCCCUCGACUGUGAACAGCUUUCACAAGUGCAUGGAGUGGCUGACAUUGUUGUUCUUGAACAAUGAAAGGCACCACAAUGAUCAGCUUCUCGCACAACACUUAUUUCUUAUAAAAUAUCAACUGACAAUGCCUCAUCAUAUUAAGUGUGCUAAGUUCCCGUAUCUUGAGCUAUACUGUUUGUUUUUUUAUUGCAGAAAAUGUUUAAUUUUUGAUAUUCAUAAAACUAUUAAUAGAUGAUUUACUGUAGCAUUAUCAGUAUUACUACUAUUUUUACAUUUUAAAUAACAGAAAUUCACACUUGUGUCUUGCUGUGGAAGAAUUGUAAUAGACGUGUGACAAGGUGCUUUUUGACUAACAAGGGUUUGUAUCCUUAGACUUCUAAAACAAGUCCAUUUGAAGACACUGAACAAAACCUGUGAAGGUGCAGAAAGUCAGGCAACAUUGAGCUAAUGUAAAUAUUAUAUAUGUUGCUAGUCAUAAUGUGAAAACCGUUGUCUGACAAAAUGAACCUCACAUGGCUUAUAUGAAGGGAGGGAACUGUGACGUGCUUGGAAAGGGAACGAUGCUGACUUUGGCAAAUGUAACGUUUAAAUGUACCAAUUCAGAAAACAGAAAAUGAUGUCGUCUGCAAGGACACAGAUUACCACUUAUUUCAACUGUCAAAUGAAAUGAAAAGUCCGCCUUUAUUAAAAACCCAAACCCCUCAAAUGUCUGCAUAUCCGAAACGAGACCAUUUAUCUACUUGGAAUGUUUUGGGUUUUCUAUCAUCUGUGCUGUGUCUUUAAUAAAAGUCACACUAAAAUGA
Messenger RNA from Haplochromis burtoni (Burton's mouthbrooder), 3329 nucleotides. It is a transcript of the gene tgm1l1, whose product is annotated as transglutaminase 1 like 1. Gene Ontology annotation, molecular function: protein-glutamine gamma-glutamyltransferase activity. The record is from RefSeq and is a predicted model, not a curated record. Gene Ontology annotation, biological process: peptide cross-linking. NCBI's taxonomy places the organism in Eukaryota, Metazoa, Chordata, Actinopteri, Cichliformes, Cichlidae. The transcript is spliced from 14 exons. The coding region runs from base 235 to 2589 and encodes 784 amino acids.